This is a messenger RNA of Ochotona curzoniae (black-lipped pika), 1746 nucleotides long. RefSeq names its product Rab interacting lysosomal protein like 1 (gene RILPL1). Gene Ontology annotation, molecular function: protein dimerization activity. The coding region runs from base 124 to 1284 and encodes 386 amino acids. The record is from RefSeq and is a predicted model, not a curated record. Lineage: Eukaryota; Metazoa; Chordata; Mammalia; Lagomorpha; Ochotonidae. Gene Ontology annotation, biological process: cilium assembly. Gene Ontology annotation, cellular component: ciliary basal body; cytoplasm. The transcript has 8 exons.
CCGCCGCCCGCCCGGCGCGCCCUCGCCCGCGGGCCCCCUGAGUGCGGGGCGGCGGCGCCGGGGCGCCCGGGCCGGCUGCCCACGACGCCAAGUUCAGGAGUUGCACUAGUUCGCGGGGCGGCCAUGGAGCAGGAGCUGGGGUCGGAGCCGGCGGCCGAGUCGGCGCUGGAGAAGAACGUGGCCGAGCUGACCGUCAUGGACGUGUACGACAUCGCGUCGCUCGUGGGCCACGAGUUCGAGCGGGUCGUGGACCAGCACGGCUGCGAGGCCAUCGCGCGCCUCAUGCCCAAGGUCGUGCGCGUCCUGGAGAUCCUGGAGGUGCUGGUCAGCCGCCACCACGUCGCGCCCGAGCUGGACGAGCUGCGCCUUGAGCUGGACCGCUUGCGCUUGGAGCGGAUGGACCGCAUCGAGAAGGAGCGCAAACAUCAGAAGGAGCUGGAGCUGGUGGAGGAUGUGUGGCGGGGCGAGGCGCAGGACCUGCUCUCGCAGAUCGCCCAGCUGCAGGAAGAGAACAAGCAGCUCAUGACCAACCUGUCCCACAAGGACAUCAGCUUGUCUGAGGAUGAGUUCCAGAAGCACGAAGGCAUGUCGGAGCGUGAACGGCAGGUGAUGAAGAAGCUGAAGGAGGUGGUGGACAAGCAACGGGACGAGAUCCGUGCCAAGGACCGGGAGCUCGGCCUGAAAAACGAGGAUGUGGAGGCCCUGCAGCAGCAGCAGACCCGGCUGAUGAAGAUUAACCACGACCUGCGGCACCGCGUCACGGUGGUGGAGGCUCAGGGCAAAGCCCUCAUCGAGCAGAAGGUGGAGCUGGAGGCAGACCUGCAGACCAAGGAGCAGGAGAUGGGCAGCCUGCGGGCCGAGCUGGGGCGGCUGCGGGAGAGGCUGCAGGGUGAGCGUGGCCAGGACCAGAAGGAGGAACCCGAGGCAGAGCCCAGCGGGGAGGACUGUGUCUCUGACGCUGAGAAGGCGGCCAUGGACCUCAAGGACCCCAACCGGCCCCGGUUCACGCUGCAGGAACUGCGGGACGUGCUGCACGAGCGGAAUGAGCUCAAGUCCAAGGUGUUCUUGCUGCAGGAGGAGCUGGCCUACUACAAGAGUGAAGAAAUGGAAGAGGAGAACCGGAUACCUCCGCCUCCACCCGCUGCCCACCUGAGGCUGUCCCCCCAGCCGGAGUCGGGGAUCAAGCGGCUGAUCUUUACAGCCAUAAUGCCCAUGGUGGCAGCUGGACUGAUAAUAGAUGACCCCACGCUGCAGCCUGUCCGACGACUGGUCUCCCUUGUUUAGCUUCUUCUCCCGGGACAAGAAGCGGCCGGCCAACACACAGAGGAACGCGCAUAUUCACGAGUCCUUCGGCCAGUGGGCCAGCACCCAGCGUGACGACGGUCACACAGAGCAAGGCCAAGAGGCCCUACAGCACCUGUGACUCCAGGUCCCCCGCUGCCCUGGCACCUGCACGUCAGCACGUGCCCCCCUCAAAACUGACCCCUCAGAUAAACUGCUUUGGGGACCCACGUUGGGAAACUGACACCAAACUCUCCAGGAAUGUUUGUUUCUACCCAGGGCUGUUGCCGUUUAUAACAGAUGACUCUGACCCUCUAGGAUAUGUAUUUAAUAACCCUGUGGACGGAGACCAGACUUUCGCGUUAACUUGGGUAACACAGCUGCUUUAAGCCAAAUACAUGACUUGCCACUGUAACUGCCAUUUGACCUGCUUUGUAUAAAGUUCUGCGUGUUGAGGUUUUAUUA